AUGGGGAAGCCACACCUCUCGGGCCUAGCCCAAGAGCUGAUCGAUGGGAUUGUCGACUGCUUCUCCGAAAGACGACAAGACCUCCUUAACCUCUGCACGGUGGAUAAAAAGCUCCGCGCCUCUGCUCAACGGCAGCUGUAUCGUCGAAUCAACCUGGGACUAUUCGAUUCGACUGGACUUGCUUUGCUCAUCCGAACCGUCAUCGAGAACCAGGAACUGCGCGUUCUCAUCCGCGAGCUAACCAUCCGACCGGCCGGAACAGAACCCGACGCACGGAUGACUGCGGCCAAAUGUUACGAGGCAUGGCCUCAAUCGCAAUUCAACACGUCCGAAGUUUCUGAUGCUGAUUUGGCCCUUGUACGUGACUGCCAGAUGAGAUGCAGGUCAUUCGCGGCCUACAACCUUACGACGAUGCUGGGCCUUCUGUUCUACUUCCUUCCUUGUCUCAAGCACCUGGACCUCCAUCAAAUCGAUAUUUCGGGCCCUUGGGAUGGCAUGUCGAACGUAAUCUCGCAUGCAGUAGAACACGGCCCUAUCGAGUAUCGAUUCUUGCCGGCUUUGAAGACUCUGAGUCUCUAUGGACAUUACGACGUGGCAGCGGGGAAAGGAUACUCUGCCAGAGGCAGUCCUCCAUCUCCUGUGUACCACCUUCUCACGCUUGCUGAUCCGGACGUGCUGCACCUCAAUUUCGAAGGAAAUGGCUAUCGGGUGCUGAAUCUGUUGGGAAAACAUCAGAUGCUGUCUACGAGAACGAUCAUAGUCGACGACCUGGGACGGGCCACGGGCCAGGCGUUGCUGAGAUUCCUCCACCAGUGCCCACGAGUCACGCACUUGACAGUGAAACUGCGCCCUCCGUACCAUUGGGAGCACGACAAAUGGGUGGAGAAAGGCGGCGAAGUCACAAAAUACCGCCUCGACUCGACACUCACGGAGCACUGCCCCCACCUCGAGGAGUUCGUUCUGCAGGUCAACGGAAAGAACAUCUUUUUUGGCGAGGACAUGGUCGGCAAGCGCCUCCUCAACCGCCUCCCUAAGCUGCAGAAGUUGAAGAAGCUGCACGUACAGAUGGAGAGCUUCUUCGCGGACCCGUUAGAGAUGAACCGGAGCGGGCUAUCUUUCGCACGCGCGUUACCGACGGAGCUGGAGGACAUCUUCCUGAACGCAACGACCGUCUCCCACGGCUGGGGCCGCGCGCUCUUCCGUAAUGACCCAACCCGCGCCCUGUACCGUCAAGGCCUCAAAAAUGUCCUCACCAGCCUCUCAAAGGCCCAUAGCGCCCGGAGAAUGCAUUUCAAGACGGUCAUUGUCGUCGCUGAGCGCGUGAACCACGCCGAUAUGCAGCGGGAGCUCAACAGAGACCUCUGGGCGGGAACAUCGGUCCGGUUUUUCAUGGCGAACCCCCAACUGGGCGCACUUCUUUGGGAGAAGGGUGUGACGAGCGAAUGGUUGGAGGAACAGCAGAUUCUCGUUCGAUAA
Messenger RNA from Colletotrichum higginsianum IMI 349063, 1476 nucleotides. RefSeq lists its product as uncharacterized. The record is from RefSeq and is a predicted model, not a curated record. Bases 1 to 1476 code for a protein of 491 amino acids. NCBI's taxonomy places the organism in Eukaryota, Fungi, Ascomycota, Sordariomycetes, Glomerellales, Glomerellaceae. The transcript has a single exon.